GUUCGCACCACCCUCAAGGCCACCUUAUCGCCGCUCAAACACCAUCACAACAGCCUCCUCCAGCCUUGGAGACUUCGCUCGUUCAGCCGAAUGAUCUGAUACAGUCUCUCGCUUCGCAUUCUUUGCUGUUACUUACUAGACGGUAGCACCCAUGGGCAGGUCAUCUCCGCAGGGUCUGACGGCCAGUGACUUCCACCACCAAGACUUCGUCAACCCGGUCGACGUCUUUGGGGGCAGGGCAAGGCUGGCGAGAGGACUCCAUGGCUACAGGACUCCCGGAAGAAGUCAAGGGUCGUCUCGCAGUUCGUCCCAGUACCCGUACCCAAAUGAACCCCAGCAUCACAAGUUCCCUUGUUGUGGGGAGGAAGAAGAAGAACCUAGUUAUCGCCCUUCCAACGCUCUGAAUUGUUGCAUCAAGUCGGAUGGCGUGACCGGAGAUGAAGUCGAUUUUCUUCAGCAGUCGUACAAUCGUGCUUCUGGUUGUUGCGAUGACCCUCCGCCAUUUCAUAACUCCCCGAGUCCCAUGGACUGUGAGGAUUGCGUCGAUGACUGUGACGACUGUGUGGAGGAACAUCAGCAGUUAAACCACCAUCAGCGAGUUCAAAGCUAUGACGACGACUGUGAAGAGUGCAAGGAUGAACAGCUUUUCGGAAUGGGCCUAGGCCAACCGUGCAAAGACAACUGUGACGAAUGCGACUUUUCCUGCUUUGAUUGUAUCGACUGGAACGAGUUCGAGCGUGACAAGUCUCUUGGACUGUCAUUUUCGGUUCCUCUGCUCGGCGACAAUGAUUUCCCGACCGCCAGCAGCAACGCGCUCGUCGAGGAAACUCCUGCUGCUGUCGAGUCGUCUCAACCUGACGAAAACGAUCAUCUGGUCUUCCAGACUCCACCUGAACUAUCUGGCAUGUCGCCCGAUGGAGGAGUUGUCCACCCACUGGACAUGCCAAUGCACCAUCAAUGCUUCGACAACACCAUUCCCUACUGGAAUCACAUUGGACCGGCUCAACUGUGCACAGGCAUCCCAGGUCUUCAACAAACCCAACAAUAUCCCCUUCCUCCGUUCGUCCUGGAGUAUGGUUGUCAUCCGGCCACAGCUCACCAACAGCUCCCGUCACCGACAUUUCCUACGGCGACAUCGCCAAACAACACAUUGUUUAGUCCAGCUCCGACGCCGAACCACACCAGUCCGCCGGCAUCAAACUCGGUGUCCGCCGCACCCGCCAAGACCAAUAAUAACAACAGUGGCGGCCCUCUCGCCGACACAAAGGAUCUGGUAGCGGCCGUCUCUGCACCCAGCACGUCACGCGCAUGUCAAUGGCUCAUGCCUUGUGGAACGGUAUGCGGCGCCUCGUUUGCAUCUGCAACGGAUCUCAAAAAACACCUGAAAGCAGUACACCUGAUGAAAGGCGUGAUCAAAUGCCGCUGGCAAGGCUGCGACUCGGCCGAGUUCACCUCGGAAGCCGCCUUGACAGGACACAUAUCCAAGAAACAUCUUGCACCCAUGUUGGCAAAUGCCGAUAACGGUGGUGGCAGCCAUCAUCAUCACCACACCAGUAAAUCCGCCGCCGCGGCGAACGGUAUUGGUGGAGAUUCGGACACCCAACACCAUCAUCACCACCACGACCAAGGCGGUCCCUUCAAAUGCACAUACCCGGGCUGUCCCAAGUCGUUCAUGUACAAGCAAGUGCGCGACGAACACGUCGCUAGCUGCCACAACGGCAACAAAAUGUACUGCCACAUCUGCGGCCAGUACCUGAACGGCGAAGGGUCCAACUUCAAACGCCACAUGGCCACCCAUCGACCCAAACAUCAGCACAUGUUGUGCAAGUUCCACGGUUUGGGCUGCAAGAGACGCUUUCCCCGUCUCGAUAACCUUAGACGACAUGAGGCUUGCUGCAAGUUUGGCAAGAAGGCCGGUCUGGUCAAUGCGAAAGUUCCUGUUUCCGCUUCUACUACUACCGCCGCAGCAGCCAAUAGUGAUGAGCAGCACAAACAUGUCCAUCAUCAUCAUCACCAUCAUGUUCAUGCCCAUCCGCAAACUCCAGCGGCGACUGCUACUGCUUCGGCUACGGCUACUGCUGCUGGUUCUGCUGCAAAUACGCCAAGUGCUUGAUUUGGUUAUGACAUAAAACAUAAAACAUAGAACAGCCCCGACCUAUCUAAGCGACGAGCGACAAUGUCAGUCACGUUUACGAUGUCGUGCGCUGGAGAAGAAGAAAUUUGCAAAGGCCAUUGUCUCUGACGUGAAGGGCUCGGGCUCGGGCUCGGACAUGGAAAAGAAUGGAAACGCACUGGAAGAGAAAAGAACAGUCGGCGCAAGAAGUAUUGCCGGAAAGGAAAAGUUGAGGAAGGGCCUUUAACAACUUGUUUGUACGUCCAGAAACCAUCGGAAGGACAUCAUCUGCUGGUGACAAGACUGCAGUCCAAGGUUGAUCGAUUGCAAAAUUGAUGUCCAAACUUUGUGAAUAGCAUGAUAAAAUCCUAUUGUUAUUUUUAUCUUUAUUCGAAACCCAUAGAAAUUGACAAGUUAGAUUGAUAGCUGAGUCCGUUGAUGCUACUACUAAUGCGACGACUACCUAGGUAACCUCCACUCCCCUUCUUCCUUUCUGACUUAACUUCAAGCGAGAGGGGAGGGGAGGGCUUACAGGUAUAUAUAUAUAUAUAUAGUAUCUGCCGUAGAUUGCCUGAGGUAUCUAAGUAAGCAUCUUAAGAGGUCCUCGAUGGUAUGGUCUUAAAUGGGGCCGAGGGGGGUUAAUGGUGAAC
Messenger RNA from Exophiala dermatitidis NIH/UT8656, 2763 nucleotides. RefSeq lists its product as uncharacterized. The record is from RefSeq and is a predicted model, not a curated record. Gene Ontology annotation, molecular function: transcription coregulator activity. Lineage: Eukaryota; Fungi; Ascomycota; Eurotiomycetes; Chaetothyriales; Herpotrichiellaceae. The coding region runs from base 152 to 2113 and encodes 653 amino acids. Gene Ontology annotation, cellular component: nucleus. Gene Ontology annotation, biological process: regulation of transcription by RNA polymerase II. The transcript has a single exon.